Molecule: messenger RNA, 1628 nt
Organism: Coregonus clupeaformis (lake whitefish)
Lineage: Eukaryota; Metazoa; Chordata; Actinopteri; Salmoniformes; Salmonidae
Product: chemokine XC receptor 1-like
Exons: 5
Coding region: 133-1266 (377 amino acids)
Biological process (GO): chemotaxis; immune response; G protein-coupled receptor signaling pathway
Cellular component (GO): membrane
Molecular function (GO): chemokine receptor activity
Source: RefSeq, a predicted model, not a curated record
UUGACUAAAUGUGAAACUGAGGUGAAAAGGAGGAAGUCUUUCUAAUCUGUCCACUCAUCACUCCACCGUAAAACAGUGGAUAACUGUAUUCUCACAAACAACAUCUUAACAUUGAGAUCCAUUUCACAUGCAAUGGACCUGAGUGAGUCCUGGGAGACCGUGGUGAAUGAGACCAGCUCUGUGAAUGAAAGCCUUCUGCACUACACUGAUGAAGACUAUGAUGAAGAGAUUGUCCUGCUGUGUGACGAUGUCGACGCGUUAGGGGAGGUCACGGCUUGUUGCUUCCUGGUCAUCUUCCUCCUCAGUGUCACAGGUAACGGGUUGUUGCUGGUUGCCUUGUGUCGUUAUGAGGACCUGAGGAGGGUCACCAACCUGUUCGUCCUCAACCUGUUGACCUCUGACCUCCUAUUCACCCUGACCCUGCCCUUCUGGGCAGUCUACCACCUCUCCCACUGGCUGUUCGGUGACCUGGCCUGUAAGCUGUUGACGGGGGCGUACUUCACCGGGCUCUACAGCAGUAUGAUGCUGCUGACCUCCAUGACUGUUGACCGCUGUGUGACAGUCGUCGUCUCCCACUGGGUUGCCGUGCCCCGGAGACGACUGAGGUUCGCAUGGGCUGCCUGCACAGCAUCAUGGGUAGUCAGCCUGGCUGCCUCCCUCAGUGAUGUCAUAUCCUCCCGGGUACAGGAAGUGGAAAACGGGACAAGAAUGUUCACUUGUGAGGUCUCACCUGGAACUACGGAUGAGGAGAAGCUGGGCUACUACCUGCAGGUGUCCCUGCUCUUCAUCCUCCCUCUCAUCAUCAUCAUCCUCUGCUACAGUGCCAUUCUCAGGACGGUCCUGGUAACUGCGACCAGGAGACGACACCGCACAGUGCUGGUGGUCUUCUGUAUCGUGGUAGCGUUCUUCGUCUGCUGGGCGCCGUACAACCUAACCAUCUUCCUCUUGUCUGUAUACACUGACUGUGAGGUCACGAAGAGGCUGUAUGUUGUGUACGUUGUGUGUCGUAUUUUGGCCUACGCCCACUGCUUCCUGAACCCUGCUCUCUACAUGCUGUCUCACUCCUUCAGACAACAUCUCUGGUCUCUGCUGUGCUGUCUGAUAGGGGAGGAGAGGGGAGGGCAGGGGGGAGAAGGGGAGAGGAGUCUGGGACACAGUACAUCCCACGUCACCCCUAGACCAAGAGGACCAGCUGUGGUACUUCAGGACCCUAGAGAGAAUAACUAUACAGCUACAUGGCUGGAGAUAAGAUCCUUGCAGGAAUGAACUAUGCAACUUUCUCAAUGACUUUCUAUUGGCAAAAGCUUUUUUCCCACCCUUUCUAAUGGUCAGCAAAGGCCAUGUUUAUAGCUUUGGUUCUGAGGAAUGAGGAAGUGAGAUAAGCCAAAACAAAACAAUUUGAAUCCCUGGAUAUGAUUCUGUGAUACACAGAAUGUGAACGCCCUGUUCAGUCCAGAAGUGAUUCUGUGAAUAAGUAUAUGCUAUCUUCAUACAAUAUGAAGACAAUAAAAUACAUAUUUUUCAUGUAGAAUAUGUAAAGUACUAUAUUUACCAAUGGUUCAUGUAAAACUGGAAAGAUAUGCUUUGUGUGGUGUGUGGUGAUAUGCUCAGUAAAUAAAAAGCUGUGC